AUCUCCCACCCAACCACAUGCCUCAGUGCCUCCUCCGUAAACAGUGGGGUUGGGUCACAGUUGCCUCCAAGAUCCACCAUUCUGGUGCUCCUGCUCGCCCCGCUGUUGACUGGAAUUACCAGUCUAAAUCAACAGGCUAUUAUUUUCUAUCCUACAGAGACGACUCUGCAGAGACCCCAGGAGCUUGACGGGAAGGAGGAAGGCCUCUCUACCCAAAUGCAAGAUGGCGGCCCCAGCGACGGAGACGUCGGCGACUUCUAGACUCAUCGUGCCAGCCUUUGCCAGGAUCCAAAAUGGCGGCGAAGAGCGUCGUCUCAGGGCGAGUGGGUGUAGGUUGUCAUCUGUUUCCUUCCUGCUCGCCCUAAGGCUCUUGGUCAAUUGGAACUGAUUUUCUGAAUGGAGAUUGACUCUCUCUUUGAGGACUUGAGUCUCAGAAGAUAACAUGGGACCUGUAAAAGAAGCCAAUGAAGAAGGUGUGAUUUUGAUUAGUGACGAUGAAACAGACAUUGAAACUACAUUAGGGAAUUCUGUUGUGGUGAUUGAACCUUCUGAAAAUUCUGAUAUAGAAGAGAAGAAAUCUGAAGAAAUUGUGGAUGAGGAAUCUGGGCUAGUAGUUACUUUCUGCAAAAAAGGGAUGGUGAUGCCACAUGCAAGAUAUGACUGUAUGACACACCCCUUUGAACGAACAGAGAAUGAGACAUGUAUUCCUGUUAAACAAAAUUCAGAUAUAUGUGGUCAGUGCUACUGCUACAUUUGUGAUAAACUAGCAUCAGAGUGUCAGUACUGGACAACUUCUUCCUCUUGUCAUUGCAAUGCCCAUAACAAAAGUAAAUUUUGGAAGGAUCAACGAAAUUUUACUUUGACUGGUGUCCUUGUGAUUUUUAACCUCGAACUCACAGAAAUAGACACAGAUCUCCAUCAUGGGGACUUUUCUUUGCCCCUUCCCUCUCCCUUCCCUCUUGUAUUUUUUGUAGGAGAGCUUCUAUUUAAAUUUCUUCGAGAGCUUUCUAUACAAUAUAACAACUAUCUUUCUGGAGAAAUUAUUCUGAGUUUUCAGGAUUGCACAUGUCCCUCAAAACAGACACCUGGACGAUGUAAUAUCUGCAGUCGGUUUCAAAAUGAGGUUAUAUAUAGGUAUUCAGAUGUUUUUAAUUUGGUGUCUUCAUUUAUAAAUAAAGCAGAAAAAGAGAAGCCUAAAAGUGCUGCUGUGAUGUUGUUGGGAACAGCCAGAGAAAUAGCACUUCACAAGGACCCUGCUCAGUCCUGGCAAAAUCUUGGACCAUCUGAGUCUCUGAAAUUGGCUGUGCCUUUGCUUAUGUCAAGGAUUACCAAAAACCUCCAGAGGAUGCUUGUGCUCAAUGACUUUCCCAAGCAACUUUAUGAAAAAUUCAUUAGCUUUUUCCAGGCUAUUCCCCUUCCCCCUUGCUGUUUUAAGUUCACAAAUUGCCUGAAUAUUGCAUCAUGGGAUCACCGAUUACUAACCACGGUUUUAAAAGGCCAGAAUAUUACUGGUGAACAAAAAAAGAAUGGGAAGAAGGAAUUCCUCUGGGAAGUUCUUACUGUGAUAAAAGCUAGAACUGAAAAAAUGGAGAACAUGGGACAGUACAAAGAACUAGUUCGAUAUUUGAGAGCAGUAAAGUGUAACGAAGGCACUGGGUUAAGGGAUCUUAGAGACAAGAUUCCUUUCUAUUUGUGCAAAAGUGGUGAUUUCACGGGUGCUGCAUGCUCACUACUGCUUCCUGUCAACAACCUGGCAUGUUGCACGGCCUGUCGGCUUGCACCCUUUCAGUUUGAGAGCUACUUGAAGAUGUUUUGGACUGGAAGCGUCCCCUCAGGGAAGGACUUCCAGGACUCUGACAAGUGGAUUUUGAAUGUAGGUGCUCCUGUAAAAUGUUGUGUUCUAAUUAAGCAGGCCCUCCGAGUACUAUACAGCAACCAGUCCUUGUACAGAAAUGCAAGAUGUUGGAGUGCCCUCAUUACAGUUUUGGGCAGUAGUCCUAUUUUGGAACAGAAUGGCCUCUUAACUACUCUCACACUGAGAGAACCAUCAUCUUCCUUCAGACAGAUGGUAUGGGACGUGUCCUUUGGCAUUUUAGAAGAACUGAGAUUGAAAGUCAAUAUUUCCUUGCCUUCAAAUAUAUUUUAUGGUUCUCGAAACCUUGAGGCCUGCUUUCUUCUCACCAUUAAAGCUGUGCUUCAGAUGCUGCUCACUGACUUGCCAUGGUUGACUUCUCUUCUUGAAAUAAUAUUAGCUUUUGGGAAAAAUUUCUGGGCACUAAAGCUAUUUUUGGAAGACCUUUUGUACCAAAUGCCUGUUCUUCAUGACAUUGUCAGUAUGAUUGUCAAAGAUCUGAGUUACCAGAAACACACUCUGCUAAAAUUGUGGCAAACCCUGGGUCCAGACUAUGUUGGAGAGCUACUCUGUCUUUUCCUGAGCUUCAGGAAUUCACAGUUGCAGUCCAUUGGCAUCUUUCUGUCACAUGUGGUAAUAGAAAACUUGAAUCAGUGUCCUUGGGCAAAGUCACUUGAUAUUUUUCGUCUCAAAGGUUUCAGAAGACCUCAUCUCGAAACUGCAAAUCAUCUUCAAUUGAGCAAAUUUGUAUCUAUAUUGGAGAAUUUGUAACUAUAUCCUAAAUCAUUUCUCUUGGGAAUUAUGAAUUUGUCACACUCACUGCCAGAUACCUACAAGCCCGCAAUUAUUGCUUCAUGUUCAGAAUUUCCUCGGCUUUGAUGUCUUGAUAGUAAGGCUCCAGAUUGCCAAACCUAGUGGCCUCUGUUUUUAUUCACCUGCUAUUACAUUCUGAACUGAGGGUCAUGGGGAAGAGUCCCAAGAUAAGAUGAACCAAUUGAAAUGUCUUAGUUCUCUAAGUACCCAUUGUUUACCUUCAACCUAUACAGUUUGUCCCUUUCCAGGGUUUGGACAACUAUUAAACAUCCAGGUGUUCCUUUCAGAGUGCAGACAAAGUUGUCAUCUGACAGAGAAGGCUUCCCCUGCUCCACAGAUUAGUUACCUUUCAUGCAUGUGAUGUGAGUUUCCUGUGUUUGUGCAGAAUGACAUCGCAAAGGGUAGCAGGCCUGUGUGGGGGAAAUCCAAUUGGGCACUAGUUCUGGGUUAAUUUUUUUUAAUCUUCAAUCAGAAAUCACAGGUCUAGCAUUUGACCUAGUAUUUUAAGAUCUUUGUUUCUCCUUUAAAUAUUUAAUUGAAACUAUAAUACUGUAGAUUUUUGUAAAGGUAGAUCUGAAGAAAUACUCUAGAUUUUCAAACCAGUGUUUUGUUUAUUAAGUUACAGUUGCCCCAGAAGAAGAGGGGUUUAGAAUUUCUCACUCUGCUGCUAUCAUAAGUAAAUUAUCAGGAAAUAAGUUCUUAAUAAAUUACGUUAACAGUCAAUCAUAUCUGUCCUAACUCAUGAAAACAGUAACAGAAAGUUUACUUUGGCUUCUGUUGUCUAUCCGAACUUUGAUCUUCAGCUCCUGAAAUCCCCCAAACUUUAUUGGAAGCGGUGUUCUCCAAAUGCCUCCUUUCAGUUUUCUUUAAAAUGAUUUCUGAUGUAUUUUUGCACAUAUGGGACUUUCAAAUAACUUAAUUUGUCCAAGUCUAAAUUAUUUUUUAAAAUCCUAUUCAAACUUUUGGAGAUUAUGUAAGAUAAGUGUCAGAAUUUUUAUUAGCUCUGCUUAACCUCGUGAAAUAAAACUUUAUGUUGUUAUCUU
Monodelphis domestica (gray short-tailed opossum) is the source of this 3708-nucleotide messenger RNA. NCBI's taxonomy places the organism in Eukaryota, Metazoa, Chordata, Mammalia, Didelphimorphia, Didelphidae. The record is from RefSeq and is a predicted model, not a curated record.